AUCUUAAAAAAUAAGGAAAACGGAGGGGGCUAUGCCUGCUGAGCGAGUGUACAUAUAUAGGUACUUACAUGUACAUAUCUUUUUUUUCCUUGCGAAGUGACUAGCAGAUGUGGCACCCACCCAAAACUGCCGCUUCGCUAAUGGUAAAGGAAUAUAGGGGCCUCCCAACCCCCCUAACUCCCACCUCUUCCCUUCACUCGUUUUAUGCAUUCUCCCCCCAGCUGAGUGAACCCAAAGAAAGGGAUCCCCCUUUUUAAAAUUCCCCCACUCCAUCCCCAGUGAAAUGUUACCCUUUUUGUGGUGCCAAAAAUUGCAUGUUGUAAUUUACCUAGCAGAUGAUGCAGCUCAGUUGGGAUAGACCCCUCCUGAGUUACAAUUGCCAUACGCACAUGUGCACGUAAAAAAAAGUGGCCCCAUAGUAGCGUAUUAUAUGCCUACAUAUGGACAGACGUAUCAACUGUCAUGCUGUUUACCCCCCCGCUCCACUACCCAUAUGAUCGACCCCAGUGGAGAGAAUUCCCCCUUCGCCAAAAACCAUGGCAUCGAUUACCUGUUUAGAAAAAACCUCCACAGCAUGGACGGCAUCCAAGGGAAAAUAAAAACCAUCUACGAAGAUUUCCAUGUGCACGAAAUUACCAAACACAACAUCAUCUUGCACUUGGAACAGCUCAUACAUAGGGAAAAAAUUAACCAAAUAAUUCUCCAAAAUGAGGAGGACGAGAGGGAGAAAUUAAUCACCAGCAUCUCCCAAACGGAGUUACACAUUCGUGAGCUAGCCAAAUAUGUAAAUAAACACAAUGUGAAAACGUUCAGGCGAUUCCUCACCCUUUUGCAAGACAUAUAUCAGCUAAAGGUGAAGAGUGAGGCGGGUGAGUUACCGCGGGACGACGUGAAGAAAGUAUCCACUCCGUACUGUCUCUUUGUACACCUGGACGAGAUGCCUUCUCAGGAGGAGUCCCAUGUAGAUGAAAAUGGGGGGGCCAUUCCCGGUGAAGAACCCCCAUGUAGCGAUGGCCUCCCCCCCGAGGAACCCUCGGACGGGAACAAAGCCGCGCGAAGAAACAUCCACAACGUUAUAAAGCAGUAUUACCCAUUUCUCCUGACGGAGACGAAGAGCGUCCCCCAGGGCCAAAGUGUGCUUUCGCACGGAAACAUAUUACAGGGAAAUGCCAACUGUGAAAAUAACAGUGCAGAGUUCGUCAGCGAAAAAGGGGCCUCUACACACAUCGGCGAGGAAAAGGCCGCUACACACAUCAGCGCCAUACAAAUCUACCCUUCCCUUAACUGCCUAAAAACUAUUUUGCCGCAGGAUAUAUUUAACAAAUUAAAAGGAAAUGCGAAGAAAUCCCGGUUCAGCCAAAACGACGAACUGGAAAAUAUUAUCUGCCAAAAGUUGGACCAAAUGGAAGAAAAAAAAAAAAUCACAAAAUUGCCUGAACAGGGCAGGCAGUUUUACCGCGAAGAGUUUGCCCCGGAGGACUCCGAUACUGCAACGGGAUUCUUCGAAAAUAAGAAAAGGAAAAUAGAGUGCGGGACUUUGUCUCAGAGUUUCGAUGACGACUGCCCAGGGGGGGGGAACAAAAAGGGGCGCGGGGAAAAGGAAGUCGAAGCGGCAGGCGAAGCGGAAGGAGGGGCCACUACUGCCAACCUUCGAGAGAAUCCCCCGCGUGAUGAUGCAAGAGACAAAGCGAAGGGGGGAGACCCCCCAAAAGAGACCACCCCAACAUGGGAGGAAGAGGGCGUUCCCCCCACUGGUGUUAGUAAAAAUGUUAACGCGGGUCACACCGAUUGCAACCAGCUCAGCCACGAAGAACUCUCCGAAAACGUUGCAGAGGGAAACUUCCUGCACAAGCUGAACGAUCACAGGAAGAAGAAAAGCGAACAGAAAAAAGGGAAGAAAUACCUGCACUUCAAUUUGUACAAAGAAAACAAAGAUAUAUGCGAAGUGCUCCACAAAAUAAAAAUAAAUUUGAAGAAAAAAAACGGAGACAUAUCCUACUGUGGGAUUAAGGACAAGAGGGGCAUAACGGUGCAACGGUUUUGCAUUCACAAGGCGAGGAAGGUGGACCUCUUUAGGCUGAUAAUGGGGGGGGACUGCGACGGCCGCGAUAGAGGGAGAAGCGGCCAUAGAAGUGAUGGCAGAAGCGGCCAUAGAAACGAUGGCAGGGGGCGCGCGACCCCCUGGUGCAACAACGUCUACGUGUCGAACCUGAGCUACGCAAAAAGGAAACUCUCCCUGGGCGACUUAAAGGGGAACUUCUUCAAGGUGCUAAUCAGGGGCGUGGAGGACAGCUCGGAGGAGAAAUUCUGCGUGCUUACGGACAACUUUAGGAAGGCAGGGUUUGUGAAUUACUUCGGCCACCAACGGUUUGGCAGUAAGCAAAUAAAAAACUACGAAAUUGGCAUCUGCAUACUGAAGAAGAACUACAAGCAGGCCCUCUUCCACGUCGUUGAGAAUGCCGGGCUGGACAGCUCCAAGAAGGCUCGCCUCGUUGAGUACUUGAACGAGGUGGAGGGGGGAAGGCUAGUGGUAGACGAAGGGGGAGCGACGCACCAGGUGGAAGACAAAAGGGGAGCGGCAAACCGGGUGGUAGACAACGGGGGAGCGACGCACCAGGUGGUAAACAAAGCUGAGGCCGUCGUUCCGGCCACACCCAAUGAUGAGUCACACGCGUGGAAAGACGAGAAGGAUGGUCAGGCAGAAGGAAGCCAAAACGACUUGCAACAAAAGGGAGGCCCAACCGCACAUCUUCAAAACGACUUGCAACAAGAGGGAGGCCCAACCGCUCAUCUUCAAAACGACGCGCAUCAAAAGGGAGACCCAACCGCUCAUCUUCAAAACGACGCGCAUCAAAAGGGAGACCCAACCGCUCAUCUUCAAAAUGAUGCUCAUCAAAAGGGAGGCCCAACCGCUCAUCUUCAGAACGGCGCUCUUCCCCCACAAAAUUCAGCAAAACAACCCUUUUUUAAAAAAAAAAAAGAAAAAAAAACGAACGCCACCCCCCGCAGCAACGCAAAAGAAGAGCAAAACAAACUGCCGAAGGACAUUUCCGAAAUUUUAAACUCCAUUUCGAGUCACUCCCAUGUAGAAAAAACAAUUCUGUGCUCCUUAAAAAAUGAUAAAAAUUUUAAAAAUGCAUUUAUGAAUUUACCCAAGGAUAUUUUUUCCCUCUUUAUACAUUCUGCCCAAAGUCUCAUUUUCAACAUCCUUGCGGAUAUUCGGAUGAAGAAGUAUGGCUUUAGCGUCGUGGUUGGCGAUUUAAUAGAGUCCACUCGUAACAAUGAUGAGGUUCCCACCAGUGACAGUUCCACUGAGCAUCACUCAGAUGAGUCCGAAGGGGACGAACCUCCAUAUGAAACGAACGUAAUAAUAGUGACCCACGAAAAUAUUUCUUCGUACAAUAUAUAUGAUGUUGUUUUGCCUUUACCAGGAGAUAAAAAUUUUUUGUUUCCUCCGAACCUGAUAGACCAAUACAAAUCUGUUUUGAGCAGUUUGCACUUAUCGUUAGAUGACUUUCGGUCUGAAAAGAACUUCUUCAGUGCACCCGGCGGGUAUCGGAAGGUCGUUGUAAAGCCUCGUGAUGUGAAGUCCCUUUUUAUUAAAAGCGGCGCAGCGGGGGAGGGCAGGAUUCCCUUCAUACGGAGCGAUUUGAGCCGCCUGAUGGAGGGGGAGGGUCGGGGGGCCAACUCAGCGGCGAGGAGUGAAGGGCCAAAAGGGGAUGCCGCCAACUUAGCGGCGAAGAGUGAAGGGCCAAAAGGGGAUGCCGCCAACUUAGCGGAGGAAAUCCAGAGGCACAUCACCUUCGUCCGGAGUGACGCCUACCACGAGUACCUAGUUAAGGAGGUGCCCAACUACCGAACGACGGCCUCCGUCCUUUUGACUUGCUCCCUCCCCAAAUCGUCCUACAUCACGGUGGCCCUCCUGGAGGUGCUGAACGGUUAG
Molecule: messenger RNA, 3943 nt
Organism: Plasmodium vivax (malaria parasite P. vivax)
Lineage: Eukaryota; Apicomplexa; Aconoidasida; Haemosporida; Plasmodiidae
Exons: 1
Coding region: 431-3943 (1170 amino acids)
Biological process (GO): pseudouridine synthesis
Cellular component (GO): nucleus
Molecular function (GO): RNA binding; pseudouridine synthase activity
Source: RefSeq, a predicted model, not a curated record